CUUCAAAACCAAAAUAAAUGUCAACAUGAACCUAGGUCCUACUUUUGAGCCUGAGAGCAGGAGAGGAAGCCGUAGUCGAGCUCUAGAACGGUCCCUUAGCUACUCCGAAGCAAUUGGAACUGGCUCUAAGCGCUCGUCCAUAGAAAUACCGCGCAUCGUCGACACUGAUGUAUACAAUAACGAGGAAUUGAAAAAACAAUACAGGAUAUCACAAAUAGAAGGAAAAGAAAUCGCUUUCCCUGCAGUACAGAUAAAUUAUGAUACUCAAGUAGUACCGUCAACUCAAAGUUUUGUUACUGGAAGCUCGCUGUGCUCCAGCGAAGACGACCAAUGCCAGGGUCUAGUGAUGACUAUAGACGUGGAAACUGAUAGCCCUACUACUGGAACGACAAGAAAUUUUUCAGAUGCGUCAACAAGACCUUUAGCGAGUUCGAAUGUGACGAGUGACAAUAUUUAUGACACAAUUGAAGUAGUAGAGAGCGUGUACGAGAACGACCAUUAUACAGGGCCGCCUUCUCAGGGUUAUUCAUCGCGACUGGGCAAACGGAAGAAGAAGGAAAAUAGACAUCGACGCAGAGCCGGCCGCAAGACUCGCUCGAGACGCGUGGUGUGCAAGGACGGCGAGGAGAACGUGCCCGUGCGCAGCAACAUUCCCGCCAAGUCCAUCAAGUACGCGCGCGACAUCGUCAACACAGUCAUCAACGCAAAAUGGCGGUUCAUACUCCUGAUGAUGGUGGCAGCCCACUUCGUGUUUUGGUUAACGUUCGCGGCCAUCUGGUUGGCCGUGACCAGCUCCUACAGCGAUGACAUCGGCGACGGGAAGACCCAUUGCGUCAUCGGGACCUCUUCCUUUGCUGGCCUGUUGAUGAUGGCCGUGGAAACGCAGAUGACGAUCGGGUAUGGUGUCCGAUAUCCGAGCGAAGAAUGUCCAGAGGCUAUCAUUAUUAUGGUUUUGGAGAUUGUAGCUGGCACGGCAUUGUCAGGAGGACUCACUAGUUUGUUGUUCACUAAACUUGUAAGACCGAAUCGCCACGUUUCGUCUGUAGGAUUUAGCAAGAAAGCAACAGUAUGUCUCCGCGACGGACAGUUAAGCCUCCAGUUUCGUGUGUGGGACCUGUUGAACGUGCACUUGAUCGACAGCACCAUUACAGCUUACAUGCUCAAACCAAUCAGGACCCUGGAGGGUGAGACUAUGCAGAACUACAUCCACCAUUUGAAGCUGAAGGAGGCGCGCGCGUUCCUGCUGUGGCCCAUCACUGUAACACAUGUGAUCGACGUUGAGAGCCCGCUCUACGAAUUUUCUGCUCAGGACAUGAUUGAUUAUAGAUUCGAGAUUGUGGUUUGUCUGACAGGAGCUUCGAAGAAUAUGGGAACAGUGACACAAAGUCGAACUUCCUACCUAUCCAAGGAGAUAAACUGGGGGUACAGAUUCAAGAAUGUGUUAAGAUGGUCGAAGCGAAACGAGGCCUACGUCAUCAAUGUAGAAGACCUGAACACGAUGGAGCAAGUGGAAACCCCGCUAUGCAGCGCGAGUCACCUGAAGCAUUUCGAAAUCGUAUCAUCUGCUGACCUGUCCAUACCAACAAGCCCGUCAUUCCAGGGCAGUCUGACGAAGAACGCGUCGUCGCUGAGCCAUGAUCAAGCACUGGGGAGAAACUCUGAGUCACUUCCUUCAACGGUGCCAUCAACCCCCAGUUUUGGACCCUCUGGGACGCAAAGAAGCUUAAAUUGGACCUAUAAGAAAAUUUUGCCGGAGAAUGUUAUGAAGAUCCAAUAAUGUACUGCCACGUUAAACAUAAUUAUACCCGCCUGUUG
This is a messenger RNA of Cydia amplana, 1815 nucleotides long. Its product is annotated as G protein-activated inward rectifier potassium channel 3-like. The record is from RefSeq and is a predicted model, not a curated record. Gene Ontology annotation, cellular component: plasma membrane. The transcript has 9 exons. Gene Ontology annotation, molecular function: inward rectifier potassium channel activity. NCBI's taxonomy places the organism in Eukaryota, Metazoa, Arthropoda, Insecta, Lepidoptera, Tortricidae. Bases 26 to 1777 code for a protein of 583 amino acids. Gene Ontology annotation, biological process: potassium ion import across plasma membrane; regulation of monoatomic ion transmembrane transport.